Molecule: messenger RNA, 1326 nt
Organism: Coprinopsis cinerea okayama7#130
Lineage: Eukaryota; Fungi; Basidiomycota; Agaricomycetes; Agaricales; Psathyrellaceae
Exons: 3
Coding region: 1-1326 (441 amino acids)
Molecular function (GO): protein binding
Source: RefSeq, a predicted model, not a curated record
AUGUCAUCUUUCAACGAUCCUGAGAUCUCUAUGGAUACUCUACCGUCAGAACUUCUGGAACAUAUUGUCGAAGAAUUCACAGUGGACCCCAAGCAUGAUCAUCAAACCCUCGCCAAGUGUAGCCUCGUUUCCCGUGCAUUCCGCGCGGCUGCCCAACCCCGGCUCUUUCGGUCGAUAUCCUUGAAGACACAAGACGAGAACACUCAAAAGCUCAUAACGGCGCUGAGUGACAGCCCCGACCGUCUAGCACUACACGUAUCCAGGCUCGAAAUGACGCCCUCAACUUUCAAGUCAUGUACCGUUUGUACGGUUUCCGGAGGACGAUGGGUGCCGGGCUGUUUGGAUAAUUUGCCUGCGUGCCGUACUUGGGCUCGCGUGAAGCUUCCAAACCUUGUCCAUUUGGUUCUGGAAUGCGGACUCGGCGGCGGUAGCUGUCUGAGCGACCGCUGGGGCCACUUCCCCGUUGCAAUACAAAAUUGGAUCCUCGAUAUUUGCACCGGGAAAACAGAAGCUCGCCUCCAAUCACUCGACAUUGAAUAUUUGCGGAAUCUGCCCCCCUCAAUCCUCCAGACGGGCCCAACCCUCAAACAGCUCCUUUUUACAGACGCAGCCUUUGACCCUGAGAAGCUGCGGGAUCUUCGGGGCGCUGCUGAAAGCAAUGAUAGCGACCAUGGAUGGACAAACCUAUGUCGGCCUAAACGAUAUUGUCAGAGGUCGAAAAGCUCCUCGUUGAAACUUGACGCCAUUCCCGACGAUCCCCAAGAUCUCCGGACAACAAACGACGUGUUGAAGGCGUCCGCAAACUCCGUCAAAACAGUUGAACUUGGCAUACAUGCGAGCUUUGACCCAGCAGUCACCCCGGAGCCGUACAACCUCAGUGGAAUGCGGAAUUUGGCUUACCUCAUUUUCGACACCAAGAAUUCGUUUUCCUGGAGACAUAUUUCUGCCAUAUCGAGCACCCUCGAUACUCUCAACGCCGGCAUACCCCUGAAACAUCUCAAAUUGCGGUUUGCGGACGACUAUUUACUUGACCCUUACGGAGGGUCAAGGCCGGUCAUGUUUUUGGCCCCCCUCAAAGCUGAAGUUGCCAGGGCUUGGAAGAACCUCGACGGGGCCAUUUCAUCCCUUACUCGCCGUUGUCAAUCGACAUUCUCGGAAGUCUAUGUUGGCUUUCCGGUCGGGUCUAGGCUAUCAAAUUCGACCAACUCGGGGGAAUGGGUAAAACGUCGUCGCGAGAUCCAGGAAAAGUUCGUCCCUUCUACGGAGCUGCUACCCGAAACUUCGAAGAUCAAGAGGAUUCUCUUCGAGUUCAGGGUUACGGACUAG